AUGGUCUUAGAAAACCAAAUUGAUCUGAAAAAUUAUCUUAAGCUAUUGAGUAAACUACCUACUUGGAAUCCAUUUGCAAAGACUAUUGUUUUGUAUGAAAAACAAAAAAAUGAGGUUAGUGAAACCCUGGCUAAGACGUUUAUUAACGAACUGCAUGCGCUGAAGUUGCUGAGAGUAAUUGUACUCCUAUAUUCAGCGCUAGAUGACGAAAUUAUUUCUUACUCUUGGAAUCCAUAUAGCGAAACAAAUUGCGGUGGCAAAUGUGAAUCAGUAUAUAUUUUAGACAGAUGUAAAGAUAAUCUAAUAAGUCAGAUAGAAGUUCAAAAGGAAAUGUUUCCAUUAGACUUGAGAGGUUGCCCUUUAUUAACAUACGUCGUUAUCUCAGAGCCAUACGUGAUGCCUCCGGUGCGGAAACUAACAAGUGAAUUAUGGAACGACGCCUACGAAUUCCAAAAAGGCGGUGAGAUAAAUUUGGGAGUACGGCAGGCAGCUUAUGAGAGGAAUUUUGCGGUGGUUUCUUCGCGAAGACAAGCUAUGUAUAAGGAUCAGGUUUUAGGUAGAGGUGAGUCAUUGAUUUACUGUUUUGCUGAAAGCGAUAACCUUUAUAAGUACGGUGUUGUCCUUUUAGCUCGAAAUUGGUAUCCUUUGUUGGACCGAUUCAAUAAUAUAAUACGAAGUGUUUCUGAGAAUGGUUUGAUAGAAAAGUGGAGUGAAGAGUUGUUUAACCGUCCGAGACGUCCCGAAAGGAUGAGUUCUAUUGUACCGCUAGGUAUGCAACAUUUACUUGGAGCUUUCUUCCUAGUUGGAGUGCUUGAUCUAAUAUGCAUCGUUGUGUUUAUAGGAGAAUUAGUAUUUUCUUGUGUACAGAAGGGAACAUUUUCAAUUUAUUCCCUUUAG
This is a messenger RNA of Pieris rapae (cabbage white), 897 nucleotides long. RefSeq lists its product as uncharacterized. Bases 1 to 897 code for a protein of 298 amino acids. The transcript has 2 exons. Lineage: Eukaryota; Metazoa; Arthropoda; Insecta; Lepidoptera; Pieridae. The record is from RefSeq and is a predicted model, not a curated record.